GAUGACAAAUAGAAAUAAUUUAUCUCAGACUAAUUGACCUAAAAAGUUAGGGUUGACUCUGAUUUAAUGCCAAAAAGUAAGAAAAAAGCCUUUUUAUCCAUCAAUACAGUUGAUAUGCACAUCCUGUUUCAACUACAUUUCUUAUCAACUUAAAAUUCGGAAAUAGAUAAUUCCAUAAGUGUUUUGCCUCUUGGAAAUUCUCAGUGUCCUUCCAACAGAUUUGCCAUCAAAUCACCAUUUUUAAUUUUUGAAAUGCUUCACACCCCUUGCAGGAAGAGUCUAACCCUCACCACUGUGACCAUGCUGGGGUUUUAGAGAUGUAUCAACAAGAGAAGAAACAGAAAGAUAAGUCACAGUCUUCAUCAAAGGCAGAUCUGGUAGAUACUGAAGGGGAAGAAAAAAUCAAUUUAGAGCUGAAAAAACAAAAAAGAGAAAAGAGCCUACUGCCUUACAUGAUAACCAUUGGGGACGGGAUACACAACUUUGCAGACGGAUUAGCAAUAGGUGCGGCUUUCUCUAUGUCAUGGAGGUCUGGUCUUUCCACAUCCCUGGCUGUACUCUGCCAUGAACUCCCACAUGAACUUGGGGAUUUUGCCGUCCUGCUUCACAGCGGCUUGUCUGUCCGAAAUGCAUUGCUUUUAAACCUGGGCAGUGCUCUGACCUCAUUUAUUGGGCUGUAUAUCUCUCUGUCUGUAGCCACUGACCUUGCAACCCAACAGUGGAUAGGUGCAGUAGCCACAGGGCUCUUUCUAUAUGUCGGUCUGGCUGAUAUGCUCCCUACGUUGAUCCAUGCUCACAGUAAGAGACAAUGGCAGAAAUUCCUGAUUCAGAAUGCCGGCCUCCUAACUGGUUGGAUUAUCCUGCUGUUGCUGUCACUAUACGAAGACAAAAUUAGCAUUUAAAAUUUUUUUUUUUUAAAUCUGCUCUUAUUGUUAAUUUUGUUUGCAAAAACCUUGUUAAGCAUUUGGAAAAUAAUAAAUCUUAAUACGUUCAUUUUUUGUCAAAAUAUUUCCUAAAGGGGUCACAAGAGGACAAAAAGCAGCCAUAGGUUCCAUGCAUCCUAUCUAUCCGAUCAUAUUGAAGAUCCAGAGUGUAUAGGAUGGUGUUACAUCCUGGAAAGGUUGCCUGUUUAUGAGUAAAGCCUCUUGUGUCCUCUGUUGUUCUUUACUGUUGUUCCAUUCACACUGAUUGAGAACACUUCAAAAGGAAGCAAAAGAAUCAGUAAGGUUAUAUAACCUAAAAAUGGUUAGGUUAGUUGGUUUACAGGGUCUAUGAGAGGUCUACUAGGGUGAUUCCAGAAUAAAGUUUGCACAGUAAUAUGCAUGAUGUAGCAUGAGAGUUCUGUUUAAAUUGUUGCUCAUCCCCCAAAGUGAUACCAGAUCCAUUCCAGGGUGCUGAGAUGAGCCCUGAAAGCAGUAGCAUCAUAUAAAUUAAAGCAGGACCUACCAUGCUGGCCACAUCCUAGUUUAAUUGCACCAGCUCUGGGCACCCAGGGCACACUUUUCCAUACUUUACUAAAUUGCUGUUGGUACCAUAAAUCCUGCUCUUUAGUAGUUGUAUCAAUAGGGACCUUCCCCAAGAAUUGGUACAAACAAUACACAUAGCACACAUAUAUCAGUGCAUUCGUUAGGGUUACAUCUCCAAUGUGAAAAUUUAGGCGAAAG
Molecule: messenger RNA, 1664 nt
Organism: Cyprinodon variegatus (sheepshead minnow)
Lineage: Eukaryota; Metazoa; Chordata; Actinopteri; Cyprinodontiformes; Cyprinodontidae
Product: zinc transporter ZIP4-like
Exons: 5
Coding region: 318-902 (194 amino acids)
Biological process (GO): zinc ion import across plasma membrane; intracellular zinc ion homeostasis
Cellular component (GO): membrane
Molecular function (GO): zinc ion transmembrane transporter activity
Source: RefSeq, a predicted model, not a curated record